CCCCCCCUUCCCCGGAUGUCUCAGAAUCUCUUCACUGCUCCUGCGAGGCCGCUCUCUCAGAGACUAGGCCCCGAGCUUCUGGCGGCGGCGGCAGGAGCGGCAGCUGCUCCGGCAUGGGCGAAGCACCGUGACAGCGAGGCCCGAGUCCGUCCGUGCGGGAGCCAGGAAGGCGGCAGCAAGGCCUCCUUUGCCUUGGGGGCACCGGCGUCAGCGGUGGCCGCCACUACGGCGCGAAAGGCGUUUCAAGGCCGGUCUGCCGCGUCUGCUCUCUUGCUCGUCCCGCGGUUGCUGCCGAGCGGCAACGGCAACGACGACGAGGUCACGACGGCAGCGGUGGGGUCAGAGGGUAAAGGUCGCUCCCCCAGCAUCCUCCGUGCGGGGUGCUCAGCCAUCUUGAAUCCUCGGGACAAGAAAAUUCAUGCGGUGACAAACAGCAUGUUUGGUGCUUCAAGAAAGAAGUUUGUAGAGGGGGUCGACAGUGACUACCAUGAUGAAAACAUGUACUACAGCCAGUCUUCGAUGUUCCCACAUCGAUCAGAAAAAGAUAUGCUGGCAUCACCAUCAACAUCAGGUCAGCUGUCUCAGUUUGGGGCAAGUUUAUACGGGCAACAAAGUGCACUAGGCCUUCCAAUGAGGGGAAUGAGCAACAACACCCCUCAGUUAAAUCGCAGCUUAUCACAAGGCACUCAGUUACCAAGCCACGUAACGCCAACAACAGGGGUACCAACAAUGUCACUUCACACGCCUCCAUCUCCAAGCAGGGGUAUUUUGCCUAUGAAUCCUAGGAAUAUGAUGAACCACUCCCAGGUCGGUCAGGGCAUUGGAAUUCCCAGCAGGACAAACAGCAUGAGCAGUUCAGGAUUAGGCAGCCCUAACCGAAGCUCACCCAGCAUAAUCUGUAUGCCAAAGCAACAACCCUCUCGACAACCUUUUACUGUGAACAGUAUGUCUGGAUUUGGAAUGAACAGGAAUCAGGCAUUUGGAAUGAACAAUUCUUUAUCAAGUAACAUUUUUAAUGGAACAGAUGGCAGUGAAAAUGUGACAGGAUUGGACCUUUCAGAUUUUCCAGCACUAGCAGACAGAAACAGAAGGGAAGGAAGUGGGAACCCAACUCCAUUAAUAAACCCUUUAGCUGGAAGGGCACCCUAUGUGGGAAUGGUAACAAAACCAGCAAGUGAGCAAUCCCAGGACUUCUCAAUACACAACGAAGAUUUUCCAGCAUUACCAGGCUCGAACUACAAAGAUCCUACAUCGAGUAAUGAUGAUAGUAAAUCUAAUUUGAAUACAUCAGGAAAAACAUCUUCCAGUGCAGAUGGACCUAAAUUUCCUGGAGAUAAAAGUUCAACAACACAAAACAAUAACCAGCAGAAAAAAGGGAUCCAAGUGUUACCUGAUGGUCGGGUGACCAAUAUUCCUCAAGGGAUGGUGACCGAUCAGUUUGGAAUGAUUGGUUUGUUAACAUUCAUCAGGGCAGCAGAGACAGAUCCUGGCAUGGUACAUCUCGCAUUAGGAAGUGACUUGACAACUCUAGGUCUCAAUCUCAACUCUCCUGAAAAUCUUUACCCCAAAUUUGCAUCACCUUGGGCUUCUUCACCUUGUCGACCUCAAGAUAUAGACUUUCAUGUUCCAUCUGAAUACUUAACAAACAUUCACAUUAGGGAUAAGUUGGCUGCAAUAAAGCUUGGCCGCUAUGGGGAAGAUCUACUGUUUUAUCUCUAUUACAUGAAUGGAGGAGAUGUAUUACAACUAUUAGCAGCGGUAGAGCUAUUUAACCGAGAUUGGAGAUACCACAAAGAAGAGAGAGUAUGGAUUACCAGGGCACCAGGCAUGGAGCCAACAAUGAAAACCAAUACAUACGAGAGGGGAACAUACUACUUCUUUGACUGUCUUAACUGGAGAAAAGUAGCUAAGUAUGCGAUUAAAUGUCUCAGAGAAGAGUCAACUGUGGUAUCAGAAAGUUAUCAAAAUUGGCACAAGGAAUUCCACCUGGAAUAUGACAAGCUAGAAGAAAGGCCUCAUCUGCCAUCCACUUUCAAUUACAACCCUGCUCAGCAAGCCUUCUAAAGACUUCCCUUGUCUUGGGGUAUGGCUGUCUCAGCACAAUACUCAACAUAACUGCAAAACUGAUGUGGCUCAGGCAUCCUGGUUUUAAUUCCUUUUGAGGAUCUGGCAAUUGGCUCAUGCAAAAGGGUCACUAUUUGAAGUCCUGCCUUACUAAUUAUGUGCUGCCCAACAACUAAAUUUAUAAUUUGUUUUUCUUUAGUUUGAGCAGGGUCGGAUUUUUUUAUUUUCUUUUUUUUUUCUUUUUUGCCAGCAGACAAGCUUGGGUCUGUAAAGACAAGCAAGUACACUGACAAAAGUUUACCACUUAGUUUCCAAAAUGUAAAAAAAAAGAAAAAAAGAAACAAGAAACAGACAAUAAAAUUUGCAUUGUUCAUUGUAGCACUCUUGGUAAUAAAAAAAAAUGUUUGUGCAUUUUUAUGUGAA
Molecule: messenger RNA, 2487 nt
Organism: Varanus komodoensis (Komodo dragon)
Lineage: Eukaryota; Metazoa; Chordata; Lepidosauria; Squamata; Varanidae
Gene: CNOT2
Product: CCR4-NOT transcription complex subunit 2
Exons: 16
Coding region: 16-2064 (682 amino acids)
Biological process (GO): regulation of stem cell population maintenance; regulation of DNA-templated transcription; nuclear-transcribed mRNA poly(A) tail shortening
Cellular component (GO): P-body; CCR4-NOT core complex
Source: RefSeq, a predicted model, not a curated record